Messenger RNA from Ascochyta rabiei, 672 nucleotides. RefSeq names its product UMP/CMP kinase. Gene Ontology annotation, cellular component: nucleus; cytoplasm. Gene Ontology annotation, biological process: 'de novo' pyrimidine nucleobase biosynthetic process; CDP biosynthetic process; UDP biosynthetic process. The coding region runs from base 1 to 672 and encodes 223 amino acids. Gene Ontology annotation, molecular function: UMP kinase activity; ATP binding. The record is from RefSeq and is a predicted model, not a curated record. Lineage: Eukaryota; Fungi; Ascomycota; Dothideomycetes; Pleosporales; Didymellaceae. The transcript is spliced from 2 exons.
AUGCCUGCGAUUGAGAACCUCGGCGCCACGACGCGCACCAGCCCUCUCUGGUCCCCGGACAAAGUCACUGUCAUCUUCGUCCUCGGUGGCCCUGGUGCGGGCAAGGGAACACAGUGCACGAAGCUCGUCUCGGACUACGGCUUCAAGCACCUGAGUGCGGGCGACUUGCUGCGCGAGGAGCAGGAUCGUCCUGGGAGUGAGUUUGGCGAGAUGAUCAAGACAUACAUCAAGGAGGGUACAAUCGUGCCCAUGGAGGUCACGAUCCAGUUGCUGGAGAACGCCAUGAAGAAGGCUAUGGAGAUUGAGAACAAGAGCUUGUUUCUGAUUGAUGGUUUCCCUCGCAAACUUGACCAGGCCCACGCCUUUGAGCGCUCCGUCGUCCCGUCCAAGUUCACUCUCUUCUUCGACGCUUCUGAGGACGUCAUGCUCAAGCGUCUGCUGCACCGCGCCGAGACAUCUGGCCGUGCCGACGACAACAUCGAGUCGAUCAAGAAGCGCUUCAAGGUCUUCGUCGACACCAGCAUGCCCGUUGUCAACGAGUUUGAGACGCAGGGGCGUGUUGUCAAGGUCGAUGCUGUCCAGGAACCCGACAAGGUGUACCAGGAUGUGCAGGAGAAGAUCAAGGCACGGGGUGUCGAGCCGAUCAGCUUGAAGUUCGUGCAGACUGCAUAG